CUUCCUUCGACUUCGUAGUAGAGCUAUCAAGUUCGAUUGAAGUUGUGAAAAGUUGAUGUCAAGCUAAAAGGAGCUCGAGAAACUCCGCCCGUCAAGAAAUUAUGAGUGACCAACAGCAAGAUGAAAUGGCCGCGAUGGUGGAAAGCAACGGAGGCUUCAAUCAAAAGCGAAACACAAAUACACAAGACUCCCAGCAGCCCUCCCCCCUCGCCCUGCUGGCCGCCACCUGUAGCCGCAUCGACACGCCCAGCGAGAACGACUCCGGCUCGGACCAGAACCAGAACCAGCAUCUGGACCUCAGCCAGGUCCAGCUCACCUCCACCCCCAACGGCUGGCAUAUCAUCCCCGUCAGCAUGCAGUCCUCCACGGGUUCCGCUGGCGACUCCUCAGGGGGGCUGGCGGGGGACGGGGGGAAGAACAGGCCGGGGCAGGCCUCCACUGGGGCUAUAGGAGGUGGGCAGGGCCAGCAGUAUGUGGUGACUCAGGCGCCCAGCCUCCAGGGCCAACAGGUCCUUACCACCCUGUCCGGGGUCCUGCCUAACAUCCAGUACCAGGUCAUCCCCCAGUUCCAGACGGUUGAUGGGCAGCAGCUACAGUUCGCCCAGGCCCAGCAGGACUCCUCGGUGGGGGCCGGACAGUUCCAACUAGUCUCCUCGCCAAACGGAGGCCAGCAGCUCAUCGCCACCACGGGCCGCGCCGGCGCCGCGGGCAACAUCCUCGCCAUGCCCAGUCUCAUACAACAGGCUAUCCCACUGCAGAACCUGGGCCUGGGGAACAACGUGAUCCAGAACCAGACGCAGUUCCUGGCCAACAUGCCCGUGUCCCUGAACGGGAACAUCACCCUGCUGCCCGUCAGCGCGGGGGGGUCUGUGGGGGAGGGGGGGGACGGCUCGGCCCAGCAGCUCAUGCAGACGCAGGCCGGGUACUUCUCGGGCUCCACGACAACCACCACGCAAGCAGCCAGCUAUGGAGUCAUGGCAACGCAGAACGGGAGCUACCAGACAUCAGGGGUGCCCAUCCUGCCCGACAACAGAGACGGCCACCAACAACAACAACAACAGCAGCCCCAGCAGAUCCUGAUCCAGCCCCAGCAACUCAUCCAGGGGGGCACUUCUCUCCAGACUAUCCAGACAGGGGCUCUCUCAGCUGGGGGCCAGGUCUUUGCGACCCCCACCCUCACUCAGGACGGCCUCCAGAACCUCCAGAUCCAGACCAUCCCCAACACAGGCCCGAUCCUGCUGCGUACCGUGGGGCCGAACGGCCAGGUGAGCUGGCAGACCCUGCAGCUCCAGAGCCCGGCCGGGGCCCAGAUCACCCUGGCUCCGGUCCAGAGCCAGGGAGCCUUAGGGACCGUCCAGAUCCCGGGCCUGCAGACCAUAAACCUGAACGCGCUGGCCAACUCAGGGCUCCAGAUGCAUCAGCUCCAGGGGGUUCCCAUCACCAUCGCCAACCCCUCAGGUGAGCAGGGGCUGCAGACGGGUGGAGACAGCCUGGAUGACAGCACGGCAUUGGACGAGGGGGAGACGAGCCCCGUGCCCCAGAACAGACGCACUCGCAGGGAGGCCUGCACCUGCCCCUUCUGCAAGGACGGGGAGGCACGCAGUGACCCAAGUAAGAAGAAGCAGCACAUCUGCCACAUCCCCGGCUGCAACAAGAUCUACGGGAAGACGUCCCACCUGCGGGCCCACCUGCGCUGGCACACCGGGGAGAGGCCCUUCGUCUGCAGCUGGACCUUCUGUGCCAAACGCUUCACCCGCUCUGACGAGCUGCAGAGACACAAGAGGACACACACAGGAGAGAAAAAGUUUGUGUGCCCGGACUGUCCCAAGAGGUUCAUGCGCAGCGACCACCUGUCCAAGCACAUCAAGACUCACCUGAACAAGAAGGCCGCCGCCGCCUCUGGCCCCGCCCCUGCCGACAGCUCCGCCCCCGCCCCUCUGGCCGACGCCCCCACCGAGCCCCACACCCUGGUCACCAUGGAGACGCUGACGGCGGAGAGCAUAGCGCGGCUAGCAGGAAGUGGUAUCAAUGUGAUGCAGAUGGGAGACCUGCACCAGAUCAACAGCAACGGCUACUGAGGGAGAGGAGGGUCCAUGCUGCCACUAGCGACCCAGGGAGGGCUGGCUGGUUAGUUGGCUGGCUGGCUGGCUGGCUGGUUGACUGGCUGCCUGGCUAGCUAGCUGGUUGGCUGGUUGACUGGCUGCCUGG
Hypomesus transpacificus is the source of this 2208-nucleotide messenger RNA. It is a transcript of the gene sp1, whose product is annotated as sp1 transcription factor. NCBI's taxonomy places the organism in Eukaryota, Metazoa, Chordata, Actinopteri, Osmeriformes, Osmeridae. The transcript is spliced from 6 exons. Gene Ontology annotation, molecular function: RNA polymerase II cis-regulatory region sequence-specific DNA binding; DNA-binding transcription factor activity, RNA polymerase II-specific. Bases 102 to 2078 code for a protein of 658 amino acids. The record is from RefSeq and is a predicted model, not a curated record. Gene Ontology annotation, biological process: regulation of transcription by RNA polymerase II.